Seminavis robusta is the source of this 1132-nucleotide messenger RNA. Lineage: Eukaryota; Bacillariophyta; Bacillariophyceae; Naviculales; Naviculaceae. The record is from the annotation of a GenBank genome assembly.
CACGGAAAUGAAUGAAAUUCUCCAUUGGUGGUCCUCCAAGAGCGCGAUUGACACUGAUGCAACAGCUGAUGAUAGCUCUUUGAAAUCCCAUGAAGAAAAUGGUCACUCAGACCAGCAAGCUUCACAUCUGACCGGUAACUCGCUGGUAUGUGACACUCCCAAAUCUGAGGCUUGUAUGGACCUUUCGCAGCAUUCGCACUUUGGGGGACGAAGCGUGUCGUCAUCCUUCAGUGUCCCAGAAUCACUGUGAAAUGACAGACGAUCCGCUGUCACAAAGCGACACUCUCUUUCCAUCCAUUCAGGAUGACGAGAAAGAAAACGCUAACAUUGUGCAUCUCGGGGUUGCAGAUGGCUCCGACCAAGAGGACAUGCGAGCGACGGCGCAGGAACAACAUGAAGAAGUUACGCGCCUCUUGUAUCAGACACAAGACAUGGCCGAAAAGGUCGCCUCUCUUGCGGAAACGUCCUGUACCGAAGAAGAAGAAGACGAGGAGGGUAAUGAAACUGACCACGAUGACGAAUGCACCGGACCACUCCUUGAAGUGGUUGAAGGUUGGCUGAAUGCACCUCGUGGCGGGAUUCGACGACGACGUCGAAAGAAGCUUCAUUCCAACAUUCACAAUAAGAGCCCUUCAGACCAGGAAGUUCCAAGCUCCUCGUUGCUACAAUUGCGCUGGCAAGAUUAUGCUCACCUAUGGUUUCGUCGCCAUCGAAUGAGUUUCGAAACGGCCAUUGUUAGGCGUUGCUUGGUCCCAGUUCUGCCACUUCCUGCGCUUCUUCAUCUCAUGAAUCGGCCCAAGCUCACCCGUCAACUUGUUUGGGGUACAAUCCUCCUGGCUAUGCUUGGAUUCCCUUUGAUCCUGUGGCUCUAUUUCCCACAACGGGUGCUUGCUCCAGUAUCUGUUCAGCCAAAAUUGGACCUCUUCUUGCAACACCCGUACUAUACCUCCGAGCUGCACUACUCCUUGCACGCGAUUCGUCCCCUUGCGGGUGAAACCACUUCUACAUUCUUCGAAAGUGACUCUGAUUAUGAUUUCCUUUGAAAUAUUGGACCUCAUAACUGGUCAGCUGUCGGGUUGAUACCCAAUCUAAUAUGUACAUCUAUUAUAGCUACUACGAAAAGUUUAUAUUC